Molecule: messenger RNA, 975 nt
Organism: Colletotrichum karsti
Lineage: Eukaryota; Fungi; Ascomycota; Sordariomycetes; Glomerellales; Glomerellaceae
Exons: 2
Coding region: 1-975 (324 amino acids)
Biological process (GO): rRNA processing
Molecular function (GO): snoRNA binding
Source: RefSeq, a predicted model, not a curated record
AUGGUCACCACACGGAACAUGAUGCGCUCCGGGGUCGAGUCCCCGGGCGAGAACGCCACGCCCAAGAAGCUGCCCGUCCGCUCAAAGGACGACAAGGAGACGGCCGAGGGCAGCACCCCCAAGCCCACGCCGAAAGCCACUCCCAGGAAGGGCUCCGCCAAGAAGGACGAGAGGCCGCCGUCGUCAAAAAAGAAGUCGACGCUCGUGGUGGAACUGAAGGCGGACUCGACCCCGUCCAAGGGCAGGGAGGAGCAGCAGGAGCAGACGGUGAUCACGGGCCCCGAGCAGCCGGCGCCGGAGGUGGAGGAGAAGACCAUCAAGGAUUCCCAGGACGAGGCGGCGUCACCAGAGCAGGAGGCGGAGGAGGAGGCACCGGCUGCCGAGGCGGCGGGGGAGGACUCGGAUUCGGAUGAGGCGCCCGAGGCCGUUUCGACGUCCAAGGCUGCCGUGCAGGCCAAGAAGUCCGCACAGGCUGCCAACAAGGCCAUCUUAGAACAAGCCGCCGUGCAGAAGCGCAAGCGUCAGGAGCGCAACACCCGCCUCCAAGAGCAGGCCGCUUCCCGCAAAUCGCAAAAGACCGCGGCCGUCGAGGAGGCCAAGGAGGAUGGCGAGGAGGAGGAGGAUGAAGAGAAGCCCUCGACGUUGCUCACCAAGACCGGACGCCGGACCCGCUUCGACCUCCCGGCGGAGCUCCCGGCCGAGUUCCUCGACUCGGACGACGAAGACGACGGCGAGGACGCCGAGGCCGAGCGCAAGCCGCGCAAGGUGCGGAAGCUGCACACCGCGGAGGCGCAGAUCGCGCGCGAGAGCCGCGGCCCCCGGGACGAGGUCGUGGGGUCGACCGUCUUCCGGGUCGUCAAGAAGCAGGACGAGAGGCUGGCGCCCAAGGCGCAGAAGCAGUCGGUCAACGCGAAGAAGGCGCUGCUGGCGCGCGGCAGGGCGCCCGUGAAGGCGCGGAAGGGGUUCUUCGACUAG